Meloidogyne enterolobii is the source of this 1677-nucleotide messenger RNA. Lineage: Eukaryota; Metazoa; Nematoda; Chromadorea; Rhabditida; Meloidogynidae. The record is from the annotation of a GenBank genome assembly.
CACACAUCACAGCUAGUUGAACAAAUUUCUUCACUUUAUUUAAAUGAGGAUUGUAGUGACUUAACUUUAAUUGUUGAGGAUCAACGUUUUCCCGUGCAUCGAGUGAUACUUGCUGCAAGAAGCACAUAUUUUCAGCUCUUUUGAAAUAUAUUUAUACUGGGAAGUUACAACUUAAGAGUCUGAAAUUGGAUUUAGUUUUGGAUAUGCUUGGUAUUACUUUAAAUUAAAAUUACUUUUAUACUUGUUUUUAGGAUUGGUUCAUAAAUAUGGAUUUUCUGAUUUGGAAGAAACAAUUCCAGAAUUUUUAAAGGUUAAUUUUUUCCAUUUUCUUAAAUUCCUUUUAGUCUACACUUAAAAACAAAAAUGUUUGUGCUGUUUUUACUGUUGCCCAGCAUUAUUCAAUUGAAUGUUUAAUGACUACUUGCCUUGAUUUUAUUGAUAAUUGUGCGACUGAACUCUUGGGAACACAGAUUGAAAUUUUUAAUGCUGUUAAACAGUGGAUAGAGACACAUCCAGAUGAGGAAUCAGAAUUUCCUUCGAUUUUGGCCCAAAUUCGUCUUCCUCUAAUUAAAGUUAACGAUUUAUUUGAGCAUGUUAGAGAAUCAUCGCUUAUUUCUCCUGAUCAAAUACUUGAUGCAAUUAAAGAUCAAAACACUUUAAGCAGUUCACAACUUAAAUACAGAGGAUUUUUAUUUCCUGGAAUAAAUAUCGCAACAGUUUCCUUUGGUGCAAAAGUAAUUUCUGGCGAUUUCCGAACAGCUUUGCUUUCAAAUCCAAGUAAUUAUGAUGAAGGAGUUCCAACUGAUCGCACAUUUUCCAAACAUUUGAUAAAUCCAAGAGAUCCGGGAAUAACGAUUGAAUUAGGACGACCAUUUAUUAUUAAUUGUAUUAAAUUGCAAUUAAUGGAUAGAGAUCAACGUGCCUUUUCUUAUUACAUUGAAGUUAUUUCUUUUAUUUUUUGUAAAAUCCUUUGUUUCAGGUCAGUAUUGACAAAAAUGAUUGGGUACGAGUUAUUGAUCACACUCUAUACUUAUGUCGUUCAAAACAAAAUCUUUUCUUUGAAUCAAGAGUUAAUUGUUGGAACUCUUAGUUCUGUGAAUAAUACAUUUCAACUUUGCAAUUUUGAAGCAUUAUGUUCAACAGAACAAUUUGAAAUCGAUACAAAAACAACGUUACAAAUACCGCGUUCCAAUGUUGCUACAAUAUCAAAUAAUGCAAUUGUUACAGAAGGAGUUUCAAGAAGUCGAAAUGCACUUUUAAAUGGAGAUACAACAAAUUAUGAUUGGGACAAUGGAUAUACUUGUCAUCAAUUAGGUUCCGGUGCUUUAGUAGUUCAAUUACCACAACCGUAUUUAAUCGAAACAAUGAGAUUUCUUUUAUGGGAUUGUGAUGAUAGAUGUUAUUCUUUUUAUGUUGAAGUUUCAGUUGAUCAAAUAAAGUGGACUAAAGUUGUGGAAUUCAAUGAAUGCAGGUAAGAAAGCUGGCAAAUUGCUCAAUUUGAAAAGACAUCUGUAGUAUUUGUUAGGAUUGUUGGAACUUAUAAUUCAGCAAAUGAAGUUUUUCAUUGUGUACAUUUUGAAUGCCCAGCAAUGGAAAUAAACGAAGCAAUUGAAGAAGAAAGAAUGAAAAAAGUCCAGAAUGUUAAAGCCUCCGUAACUAAUUAUUGUUCUCGAGCAU